AUGAGUAUUGGAGUUCUCGCUUUAGAAGACCUUCCAAUCAACAAAGGUUAUCGUGAUCUUUCAAAUUUUCGAACAGAAGCUUUUAACCGAGCUCGAAUGAGAGAGGCAGGAGUACUUGCUCCAACAGAAGAUGCACUUUUGACAGAAAUGAGUGAUAUCAAAAAUCAAUUUUCCGAUUUUGUUCUUCGAUUGAAGACUUUAAAGUCGACAAUGAGAAGAAAGAUCACAGUAUUUUCUCGAAAUGAAGGCAAUCUUGUUGGACAAUUCAGGUAUAUAUUUGAGGCUAUUUCAUCAAAAUUUUUAUGGGUUUUUGUUGGGACAAAUACUCAACAAAAAGCUAUCAACAGUUAUGGCCUUUAUUACCACGAAUGA
Molecule: messenger RNA, 372 nt
Organism: Entamoeba invadens IP1
Lineage: Eukaryota; Evosea; Mastigamoebida; Endamoebidae
Exons: 2
Coding region: 1-372 (123 amino acids)
Source: RefSeq, a predicted model, not a curated record